Messenger RNA from Numida meleagris (helmeted guineafowl), 842 nucleotides. RefSeq names its product V-set and immunoglobulin domain containing 8 (gene VSIG8). Lineage: Eukaryota; Metazoa; Chordata; Aves; Galliformes; Numididae. Gene Ontology annotation, cellular component: intracellular anatomical structure. The record is from RefSeq and is a predicted model, not a curated record.
GGGGCCGAGCCCCAGGCGGAGCAGAACGCGGCAGCUCGGCGGCUGCGGCUUUCUUAGGCAGAGUUGUCUGCAAACAGAGAUGUUGGUGGAGCAGGCGGCAGCUCCUGUCCUUCUCUUGUUUCCCACUUACAGGGAGGAGCGCCCGGGCCCAGCAUGUAAAAGGGCCGCGCGCGCCGGGUGCCUCGUCGCCUCGGAGCCUUCCUCCGCCCGCACUCCUCCUCCUCCUCCUCACCGCCGGCACCGCAGCGCGAUGGCACGGCACGGCGCCGGGCAGCUCCUGCUGCUGGGGCUCAUGCCAGCUCUCCUCCUGGCCGUAAGGAUCAACAGCAAAGGCCGCGAGGUGCUGUACUUGGCCAAGGGCGACUCAGUGAAGCUGGGCUGCCCCUACGUCCUCGAGCCCGAGGACAACGGUCCCCAGGGCGUGGGCAUCGAGUGGAUCCAGAUCACGCCCGAGCGCACCGGCCCCGAGAACGUGUUCCUUUCCUACCACGACCACCACGUGAACUACGGCAGCGGCUCGGGGCUGCAGGACCGCGUGGCCUUCGUGCAGAACGACCCCGGGCAGCACGACGCCUCCAUCCGCCUGGCCGACCUGCAGGUCUCCGACACCGGCACCUACCAGUGCCGUGUCAAGAAGAACACCGUGGCCGUGCACGAGGUCAUCGUCACCGUGCAAGAGAAGCCGGCCGUCCCGCAGUGCUGGGCCGAAGGGGACCAGGCGCUGGGGGGCAGCGUCCUGCUGCGCUGCUACAGCCGAGGAGGGGCCGCGCCGCUCGCCUACCAGUGGGCCAAGCUGGCGGACGGCUACGGCGGGGGACGGCUGCCCCAAGGAACCAUCCAAG